UCCAGGGAGACGCCGGAAUCACCAGCGCCCACAUGUCGCCCGGACACUGCGCUGCGACAGAUGAGCCCCGGCCUGCGACACACAGCGGCAAUGGCGGAGCCCGACCGGGGUCUCGGGCUCCAUCCGUUCCCAGCUGCGGAGUAUCGAGCCCGUUCAGAGGACACCUCAGUACAAAGAGUAACGCAUUUUGCAUCGGCCACAGCAGCCGGCUGAGCGACCAGUACCGGAUCCGGGACCGCAUGCUCCUCCACUACAAUAAAAUCCUUUCGGCUAAAGCUGCUGUUGACUGUUCUAUUCCAAAGAGUAUGAUAAAGAGCGUGAAAUACAGCGACCAGCAGAAACGGGAGAGGAUGAAGAAGGAGGCGGCGCGGAUGGAGAGGACCUCCGCGGUUUCUUCUCGCCCUCGCUCCAGAGACAGCGUGGACUCCAUCAUGCACAGCAAGGACCCCUAUGACUCUCGCUCUCCUCUCCUGAGACACUCCUCCCCGUAUUCGGAUCGUGGACCUGUUUAUUCUCCCAGCUCCUUCUUCUCCUCCCCGAGACCCCUCAGGUCUCCGGCCCACACUGGCGAGCUGCAGGGAAGGUACCCCGAGUCCUCCAGACUGCCCGGCGGGCUCAGCACCUUCACCGCCUGGUCCAGUCCCUGCAAGUUCCAGGACAAUCAGACCAAGACUUACAGCGGGGACCUGCUGGAGAAACACUCCCAUCAUUUCACCAACAAGGAGCGCCCUUUCACCCCCCGCACCCUAAAGACCCAGGCCAAGUCUGCACUCGCCCAGUCCCGUUAUUACACCCCACCCAGGAGGAAGAAGAAGGGGAUGGUGACCGAGGCGGAGGCCCAGACUGAGAUCAGCAGUUUUCGUCGAACAUCACCGGAGAGGGAGUCCUCACCCAUCGGAGAUCAGCAGGGAGGGAACAAUGAAGAUCUGCUACUGAGUGAUGAAGACGAUGAAGGGACAGGAGAGCAGCGGCGCCCCCUCUCCAGGUUGUCGACCAGGGACUUCAUGUCUCCUUCUCCAACGCUCCAGAAGAUUCACUCUGAGGAGGAAGAAUUGGCCUAUCUCAAUUUUGUGGCCGACGUCACCAAUGAAAUUCUGAGCCUUGGACUGUUCUCGGACAGGGUUCUAGAGCGCGUGUUUCAACGACACCUAGAAGGAAACAGACAUCGAUUAGACGAGGGUAAAAUGCGCCACCUGCUGGACAUUCUCAGGGCUGACUUGGACUGCAAGCAAGAAAGCAACCUGAAGUCAGUUGUGGGUCACCACUUUGACACCAGAGGACAUUUUACCAGUUCUCCUUGGGUUAUUAAUGGGAGCUCCCUGGAGGACGAGUCCUCUUAUCUAGACAGUCUUAUCACUGACCACCAUGUACACGUGGACCCCCUACCAGACAUGAAGCACUAUCUCCAGCACGAUGCCCUUGCUGAACCAGGCACCACAACCACUAAGCAUGGAGACUAUGUCCGAGUAGGUGCAGAUGGACCAGAAGGUGAUCACCACCAGGAGGACGAUGCCCAAUCUGAUCAGGAAGGUGGAGGCGACCUCAGUCCCUGGCAUUCACAUGACCACCUGUCUUCUCUGGAUGGUCCAGAAGACAAAGGAUCUCCUGACCAUGAAGAUGAUGUUGAUCUCCAGGUGUUGAAGGAAACCCCUGAGGACAAUCUCCUGCUGGACGUCUCUAGUAAAGAUCAGACGUUGGACAACUUACUGGACGCCAGACAUAUUUCUGAGAAAGUCGACAACUUGGACACUCUUGAAGACCUGCAGCAGAGCUUUUAUGAAGUCGUCCAGAUCUCCAGGGGAAAUGAUGGUGAUGUCACCCAGGUCUCCAGGGCAGAUGAUGGUGAAGAUUCAGGAGAGGAGGAAGCAUCCGAGACUGAGGAACCAAUUGACUUGUAAAGAAAUAAAUGAUGCCUGGCCACUGCUUGUAGACAUUUAUUCACAUACGGGUAAUAACGUAGGGCUAGCAGACUAGACAUGGCGGGUAUUGCACCAUAGAAGGGCCUGUUCACGCUACUGUCUUGUAGGUGGGUUUGUUACAAUGUAUCAGUUUUGUUCAGAGAAUUGCCUAUACUGACACAUUUUCCUGCUGAGGUUAGGUUCACAUCUGUGGCACUGCUCCUUUUUUCAUUUCCGGAACAGAAACCAUCCCCCACUAGAUCCCAAUGACCAUAAUUAGAUCCGGUGGAUUUCCAUUAUAGAUUCUGACAUUCCGGACAAAAUACUAUUGUGGGAUUUUUAUUUUGGAUUUUUUUUUUUUUUUUUUCUGAGAU
Molecule: messenger RNA, 2272 nt
Organism: Bufo bufo (common toad)
Lineage: Eukaryota; Metazoa; Chordata; Amphibia; Anura; Bufonidae
Gene: SPATA7
Product: spermatogenesis associated 7
Exons: 12
Coding region: 33-1898 (621 amino acids)
Biological process (GO): protein localization to photoreceptor outer segment; microtubule cytoskeleton organization; photoreceptor cell maintenance
Cellular component (GO): axoneme; photoreceptor distal connecting cilium; rod photoreceptor outer segment
Source: RefSeq, a predicted model, not a curated record